Aspergillus puulaauensis is the source of this 948-nucleotide messenger RNA. RefSeq lists its product as uncharacterized. NCBI's taxonomy places the organism in Eukaryota, Fungi, Ascomycota, Eurotiomycetes, Eurotiales, Aspergillaceae. The transcript is spliced from 2 exons. Bases 1 to 948 code for a protein of 315 amino acids. The record is from RefSeq and is a predicted model, not a curated record.
AUGGCCGCCUCUGAAUCUACAUGCGCCAACGAAGCAGCCGGGGAUGCCAAGCGACUACGAAAAAGGUUGCAGAAUCGAUUAAACCAAAGAGCCUUCAGGUCUCGUCAUCAAAACAGAGAGGGCCCGAAAAGCAAAAAGCCCAGGAAAAAUAGCCAAUAUCAAAUAAAUCGCUGGCGUUUAGAUGAACAAGUUGGUUUAUCGGCAGAAACACUGUCAAAGGCCACAAAUACCGGGAACGACGACCAUACCCAAGACAGUUCACCAGAUCACUUAUCUAGGACAGCCUGGUUACCUCUACCAGUAGAUCAUCGCUUACUUCAUCUCGUGCAGUACAACGUGUUCAGGGGACUAGGCGAGAAUAAAAGCGUCCUCCAGCAGCUGACGAUGCAAUAUUGCAUAAAUAACGAGAGCCAGACCGAACCCUUGUCCGACUAUACAAAAUUUCCCAACUACUCGGUGAUUCUACCAAAGACAUCGCUAGAGAGUACUUUCAUGGGCUCCCUCGCGCCGACAACUUCUCAGAGGAACAUUGCUCACUCAUCAUGGAUAAAUUAUAUCCCAUUUCCAACAUUGAGAGAGAAUCUUAUCAAGUGGGAGUUUGCUUUCGAUCAUUCUGAGUUGGUCAAGGACUUGGUUGGUGAUCUAAUAAACUCGCAUAUAUUUCUAUCGAUCCCAUCGGGGUUCUCUGAACAGCCAGUGCUUGCUGAUAAGCACAAUGCCGUACAAGAGACCAGCAAUGGAGCCACUUUUGCGCCACAAGCAGGCCUCAUUGUCUGGGGAGAGCCCUAUCGGGCAGAGAACUGGGAGGCAACACCUGAUUUCCUUCGAAAAUGGGCAUGGGCCUUGGUGGGUUGUCAAGAGUUGAUUAACUCGACGAACCAUUGGAGGAGAAUAAGAGGUGAAAGAACCUUGCGGUUGGUUUCUGUUGAUGGUGUUCCAGCUCCGUGA